AUGGCUCUAUCUGCCCCUCAACGGUGGGAAGAUGCGCAGCAAAUAGAGAAAGAUUUAUCGACAUUGAUUCGAUGCUCUAAACCUACUUACGAAGAGAUUGAAAAUCUUAUUCAUCAAAUGCGUAUAUUAUGUGAGGAAAUAAUCUUUCUCGACUUCGGAUUUGCUGCCAAGUCAUGCAUAGGAAGGCAUCUAUGGGAUGCUCACACAUUAAUAAACAACCGCUAUCGUAAAAUUAUCGGUCGCUAUAAAGGUGAUAAAAACUUUGUAGUAGAGAAACGAAAAGUUGAAAAGCAUUAUGUUGAUUUCAUCAAAACAAGCCAAUACUUUUACAAAGGGUAUAUUCAGCGCUUAGCAUCACACUUCUCUGGCAUCAAAGGUCUCUCCCGGAUUGCUGGAAUUCUGUGUAUUAAUGAGCAGACUACCGACUCACUCCCCAUUGUUCCAGCAGAGUUACAGAAACUUAUCGAACAGUCAUGCUAUGCAACUUUAUUACGUCUUGGGGACCUCUCGCGGUACCGUAACAUGAUUAAAACUAGGGAGCGAAGCUGGCAGCCUGCCGUGGGAUACUAUCAGCUCGCAAACAGUCUUGAUCCCCUAUCAGGUACAGCACAUAACAAAAUGGCUGUCAUUGCCCUCGCCGACAACAAUCAUCUCGAUGCCGUCUAUCAUCUUUUCCGUGCUACAGCUGCUUAUGAGCCUGACUUGCUUGCGCCAGGUAACCUUGAAAUAGAAUUCAAAAAGAUUCUAUCAGCACGAUUUUCUGCUAACAAUAAUCAAAUGGAGUCCUUAAUAUGGUGGUUUAUUUUGCUACAGGCCAACCUUAACGAAGGGGUAGAAUUUGCGACUCUUGAGGAAAUGCAGAAAGAAGUUCUGUCAAGGUUUACAUCAUACCUUAAAGAAGAACCAUGCGGUGACUUAAUACAGAAGCUUGUUCUGAUUAGUAUUGCUGCACACUAUAAUGCUCAUCGAAGGCUAGAGGAUCAAGGUGCUCAAAAUCCCCCAGAAUCUACUAGAAUCUUUCGCCAUCACACAAAUUUUAAUGUUCGACUAAUGUCCCAGCUUCUUUCUAUCAUUACACCAGAGAUAGAUGACUCGUUGAUGGAUGAAAAUUCCCCUACAAAAUUUGAUGAAAAGCAAAAAGAUUUACGUACCAAAUCCCUUGUAGUUUUCCGUCGAAUUCUCCCUUUCCUCAGAUAUUAUACCCUCUGGUUUGCUACAAACGAGCCCCACAUUCGCCCGAACACUAGCAAUGAGUUUUCAAAUUCACACAACAAAGAGUUAUGGAGCGCCUACGCUUUAUUUUUGACUAAGCUUGUCAAUUGCUACCCGGUUAAAGAAAUGACAACAGUUCCAUAUCUUCUCACCGAAGAUAGUACUACAGUCGGCUUUAUGCCGUUCAGGAAUCCAGAACUAGUUAAAGCAUUAGAUUUCUACAAGCAAGUGGAUGGGAAUCUAAAGCCCUAUAUUGGUGAUCAUGGAGUCAAACGUAGCGAUCCAGAUAUUGAAAUGCAGUCUCGAAUCUUAGACAUUGUCUGCUGUGGCAUACAGCUUCAAAUGAAAAACGAUAUACCAUUGCAACUGCACAACAGAUCAGAUAGAUCAUUUUUUUCAUUUGUUGGAGACGAUUCUCCACUACCUCACGCUUCGGCUGCUCUGUCAAGAAACGAAGAAAGUUGCAUCGAUCAGAUAAAAAGAAUGCCUAAUGAUAGUAUGACAACCCAACUAUCUGCGGAUGAAAGGUGUGAAAUUUUUCCUAGUACUACCACAGAAUCCCUAGAUGUACAAGACAGUGUCGAGCUGAGUUUAAGCCGUAUGGUAGAUCAGCUUCUUGAGCCAGCAUCAAACAUGACCCUUGAGAACAUCAAAACACCCAUUACAAAAGGAUGUGUGAAUAAUGAUAUUCGUACUUCGGUUAUGUCGCACUCAACUAAUCUCCGAUUUCAAGGCACCCCUAAACUGCUACCGAGUCUCCCAGGGAUUUUUAGUUCGGCAUUUACGCCACAGCCAAAUGAACUACUGCCCAUAAACUCCUGCAAUCAGAACACUAGCUAUCAGCUCUCUCCAUUAUCUCUCGUAGGACGCGAUAGCCGCUACAAACCUACUGCUUUAACAGAGGAACAAGCUGGCUACACGUAUUUAAGCGACUCAUCUCAACGGCGAUUACCACGUCCUACUGAGACUUGGUCCAAGGGUUUCAAUUAUCAGCAGCAAAGUCUCACGCCCAUCUCUCCAGAAUCUACUGAAUAUAGAUGCAAUUAUUCGAGCUCAUCCCCUCUCGAUCAGGUCAGAGCUAAUACUUCAAAACUAUCUAAAGGAAAACCCAAUAUCUCUGUUGGGAAUAGUUUUGACUAUUACACUAUGCUACAGAAUUCUAUUCAAAGCACUGUCCCUCUGUGCUCUUACAUUCAUAAUCCACAUGGCAAUCAAGGUGACUAG
This is a messenger RNA of Blumeria graminis f. sp. triticale, 2436 nucleotides long. The record is from the annotation of a GenBank genome assembly. NCBI's taxonomy places the organism in Eukaryota, Fungi, Ascomycota, Leotiomycetes, Helotiales, Erysiphaceae.